This is a messenger RNA of Dromiciops gliroides (monito del monte), 1000 nucleotides long. RefSeq names its product trem-like transcript 4 protein. Lineage: Eukaryota; Metazoa; Chordata; Mammalia; Microbiotheria; Microbiotheriidae. The transcript is spliced from 6 exons. The coding region runs from base 1 to 795 and encodes 264 amino acids. Gene Ontology annotation, molecular function: signaling receptor activity. The record is from RefSeq and is a predicted model, not a curated record. Gene Ontology annotation, cellular component: cell surface.
AUGGAAAGAAGCAAAUUUGCCCCAGAGGUCCCUCUUCAGCUGCUGCUGCUGCUGCUGCUUCUAUGGGUUUCAUAUGAAAGGGGCGCCCUUGGAGAAGAAAUAUACGAAGUGGAGCACAGAAUGGUGGGGGAGACUCUCACAGUGAGAUGCCAGUAUACAGCUCUGAAACCUGAUCAUCUAGAGAAAGCCUGGUGUAAAAAGAAAAGAAAUACAAAUACAUGUACUUUGUUAAUCACAAGACCAAAACCCUUGUCAAAGACUGAGAACCCACGAUACUCCCUCAGUUAUAACACUAGUGUCAUCAUGGUCAACAUGUCUGACCUCCAGGUGGAAGACUCUGGAGAAUAUUGGUGUGGAAACAACAAUUCUACUGUGAAUGUUAUUGCUAUUUUCAAGAGAAUUCAUUUAAUAGUAGCUCCAGCCCAAACACAGAAUACAACCCCAUUGAACUCUGAUACUGCUGUGAAGUCAACUACCAUGAUAGAAGAUCUGACCAUCACCUCUUCCACCAUCAGGCCCCAGUUCAAAGCAACUGUUGUGACAGAUAUCCAGCUACCAGAAAAUUCUACUUCUAGAAGUCAGGUUGUGGAUCAUGUUGUCUCUGAGGACCUAAGGUUCCCAAACUGUCUCCUCACCCUUGUGGUGUUUGGCCUCCUCCUGAUAAAAGGUUUGGCCUUCUUAGUCCUUCUUAUUCUCCUCUUCAGGUUCAGGAACCAGGGUAAUGGGGACAGUGAAAAAGUAGCAGAGCUGAAUAAAGUGGAGCUGUCCAAGAUAUCCCCCUACAUUUCCUAUUGAUGGAGAGUCCUGAUGCCCCUAGUUCAGACCAGAGUGCUAAGUACAGAGAUUUCACAUCUCACCAAUUCUUAAGUACCAAAUGCAUCACAAGAUGGCUGGAGCCAGGUGUGCCAACAAAUGUUUAAUAACCCACUCUCUGAAAACACAUGCUGUACUUUUGAAUUUAAUCUGAAUUAUUAGUAUUAUUUCCACCACUCUUUUAAGU